Messenger RNA from Planococcus citri (citrus mealybug), 1585 nucleotides. Its product is annotated as retinoic acid receptor alpha-like. The coding region runs from base 417 to 1349 and encodes 310 amino acids. Gene Ontology annotation, molecular function: nuclear receptor activity; zinc ion binding; estrogen response element binding. The transcript has 4 exons. NCBI's taxonomy places the organism in Eukaryota, Metazoa, Arthropoda, Insecta, Hemiptera, Pseudococcidae. Gene Ontology annotation, cellular component: chromatin; nucleus. Gene Ontology annotation, biological process: regulation of transcription by RNA polymerase II. The record is from RefSeq and is a predicted model, not a curated record.
UAGCUGCCUGUCAACAGCAGGUACACUCCCACCUGUGAGAAUUAUUUAUUGUAUUGAAGGUGAUUCGGACAUUAUAAUAGUUAAUAGCGAACUGUGUUAUUUGUGGUUACAAGCGCGCAAAACUCCACAGUAUAUUACCGUUUAACAUGUAGUUUACAACAAUGUGUCAAAUCUACCAUUUUCUUCAUCUUUUUCUUAUUCUUCAUCGUCAUCAUCGUAUUCGACAUUAUUUUUCUAUCUCGUAUUUCAUUCGCAAUUCAAAUUUAUCGACGUCUUAUUAAAAAAAAAUCCGAUACACGUUUGAGAGAUUCUCUUUUAAUGAGUAUACCUGCUAUUUUAUCAAUUUGCAACACAUCGAACACCUCACAUACCUACUUGCCGGUUAAACAUUCGUUAUUCCUUCAUACAUACACCAGAUGAAUCUACGAUGCAAAGUAUGCGGUGAAAAAGCGGCUGGAUUUCAUUUCGGUGCUUUUACUUGCGAAGGAUGCAAGUCGUUCUUCGGGCGAUGCUGCAACAACAUGAGCAUAAUCGGCGAAUGCCGAAACAACAAAGAAUGCGUGAUCAACAAGAAGAACCGCACAUCCUGCAAAGCCUGCAGACUCCAGAAAUGCUUACAAGUAGGGAUGUCCAAAGGUGGCUCUCGCUACGGCCGUCGAUCCAACUGGUUCAAGCAAUACUUCCAAGAAACCGAACACAUGCCACGUCUCGGCAAAAGCUCACCAUCACCUCAACCCGACUCGGAAUCCGAGCACAGCUCUUCACCAGAUCAUCUAAAAUCUUCGGAUAAACUACUCGUACAACCAUUCCUAACAACGACACAGCACUCGUCUCCUGCAUCAGUUAUCUCAGCAACCGAAACAGACGAUCAGAAAAAACUGCAAUUACCAUUUGAUCUCUACGCCGCCGCGACGCAACCAUUAAUCUCUAGUCAUUUGUACUUAAACUGUUUCCCCACUUUAGGUUUAAAUCGGCUCGUAUCCUACAAUAAACAAACCGCUUCGGCGACCGCUGCUCUCAUAAAUGGUGAAAAUGCCGCCACUGCGGCUGCCGCAGCCGCCUUUUUUCUGCCGAGGAACGUGUUGUUUUCGAAUAAUUUGGCAGCAGAUCGGACCAACGUGAAUGAUUAUUUCGAGAAAUUAUUUGUCGCUAGGUAUAGCCAAGAUGACGAAUAUGACCGCAGAAUGUCCGAUACGAUCGACGAAGAUAAUCCUUUAGAUCUUUCGCGGAAGAGACGUCGAUCCAAGGAUGAAAUAAAACGUACGUCGCAGAAUCAUCAUCCGGUAUCUCAACAUUACGAUGCUGAGUUAUCCAAGAAAGCUUUACCGCUUGAUUUAUCAGUCAAAUAAACAUGGAAUAUGCAUCGAAGCGAGAGACGUAUCAUCUGAUCUGUAGUCUUUGGACUUGGACUAAAUAAAUAAUUCAAUUUUCUUAUAGAAAUGAAAUUUAGCUUAAUUUGUUUUGUUGUUUUUUUUCUACUCGUAGUGUUAUUCUUUUACCUUCGUUUUGUUGAACCCCUAUAUAAUUAUAGAAAAAUAUCGAAUUACCAUUUCAUACUUAUAUUGAAUAAAAGUUUGUUCCAUUA